Molecule: messenger RNA, 2606 nt
Organism: Salpingoeca rosetta
Lineage: Eukaryota; Choanoflagellata; Craspedida; Salpingoecidae
Exons: 18
Coding region: 96-2372 (758 amino acids)
Biological process (GO): early endosome to late endosome transport
Cellular component (GO): early endosome membrane; late endosome membrane; extrinsic component of endosome membrane
Molecular function (GO): protein binding; phosphatidylinositol 3-kinase regulator activity
Source: RefSeq, a predicted model, not a curated record
CAAAAAGGCUGAAGGGGAGGAAGAGAAGAAGGCAGUGGCUUGCCUUACUUGCUUGCUUGCUGGUCUGCUUGCUGGUCUGCUGGAAGUUUGACAUCAUGUUGGCCAUUGAGGCGGCGGAUGAGGCGGUGCGGGAGUACCUUGUGUUCCGCGGCUUCACCGACACACUGAGGGCAUUUGAUCGUGACUGUCAGGCAAGCAGUCGCUUCCUCUACAAGGCUGGCGCGCUGGUGCGGCAUGUGUUGACGCUUGUGGCGUCGAGCGAAUAUCAGGAACUCAAAGAGUUCUGGAGACAGCUGGAAACCAACAUCUUCGCCAAGCUGGAUGGCAGCUUCCAGGAGAAGGCGCUCAAGUUCCACGACCACAUCCUCCGGCUCUUCCUCGUCACCGCCAGGCAGAAGCAUGCCACCACCCAACUGAACGAGGCGCUGGGCGACAUUGCGGCUAGUGGCGCCUCCGGAUGGCAAGAGUGGUUUGCUCUGCCGCAUGUGCAGUACCCUGAGGAGCACCAGGUGUUCCGCGCAUAUCUGCUUCGCCCCACCACAGACCGCGUCAAGCAAGGCCUGUACAACUUUCUCAGCAGCGCCCUCGCCAACGUGCAACCACUGCCAAUUUUGCUACAGGGCGCCACUUUCACACCGCCAGCAACGGCUUCCAGUGCCGCUGAACUCGCCAAGCUCAAGGCCCGCGUGCAGGAGCUGGAGGAGGAAACGCGGCUGCUGCGCAGUGGUGAUGGUGGCGCGGACAACACGACGGGCCAGCGGCCAGCAUCAACGCCAACAUCGAAUGGAGUGCACGAGGUGGCCGUAGUGAAAGGGCCGUCGACACCACACACCACAGCGGCAGAGAUGGUGGUGGUUGAACCGCUGGAAGGGCAGACGGGUACAGAGGCAGAGAGGGCGAAGGCCAAUCAGGCGAGUGAAGAUCGAGGUGAGGAAACAACUGAACACGACCGCGGCCGCGAGGAAGUCAUCAACUCCGGCGCCACGACGACGACGAUGGCGACGAUGGCGACGAUGGCGACAACGACGACGACGGCCUUCAAGGACGCACCAACUGAUGCUGCAGCCGAUGCGCAGACCACUGCCUCCGACGAUGCAUGGCAACAACAACAACAACAACAACAACAACAACAACAACAACAACAACAACAACAACAACAACAACAACAACAGCAGCAACAGCAACAGCAACAGCAGCAGCAGGAGCAGCCACCCUCGCGUUCGUCUCGCCCUUCAUCCUCUGCAUCCGCGGAACAGCCGCACACAUCAAGAACGCCGUCAAGACGACGAGGACUGCGCCCGGAGCCCUUUAUCAGCGUUGGACAGGAGCGUUUCCGCGGGCACAGCGCCGCCAUCAUCGCCUGCUGUCUCUCUUCAAAGUCAUCCCGUGUCCUCAGCGCUGACGCAGCAGGCGCAAUCAUACUGUGGGAUCGCGCCACGCUCGACGUGCUCUCGUCGUGGCAUCUUGACCACGUGAACCACCUCGCAUGGCCGCCGGGCGCAGAAGAGGCGUUUUAUGCCGUGAACGGGUCGGGCGUGUACCGGUUCCGGUCAUCGUCGUCGUCGUCAUCAUCGCCGUCUGCAGCGCAGCCAACGUCGCUUCCCCUCUCCGCCCCAUCUGCCCUCUGCAUUUUGGUGGAGUCAGACACUGCCAUCAUCGGCACCCUCGACCAAUCUGGUGCUCCACAGCUCUCCUUCAUUGACACAUCAUCGGCAUCGCAGCUCGCAGUAGCGCGCAACGUCUCACUGGCGGUCGAUUCUGCCGCUACCGUCACCGCCAUCGCCACGAACACAACGGAAUCUGUCAUUGCCGUCGGCACCAGCGGCGGCCACAUCGUCACGCUCGCUGCGUCAAAGCCGGCCGCUGCUCCACACGAUUCCCUCCGCAUCGACUCGCGCGUCGCCGCCAUCGCGUUCUCGGCUGACCAUUCGUUCAUCGUCGCUCAGAGCGAACAUGGAACGGUGUAUCAGUGGAGCGGGUCGACGUUGUACCGGAAAAUUGCCGUCAACACCGCCAUGCACCCGUCUGCCAUCACCGUCUUUGAUCGGCACAUCGCCAUCGGUGGGCUGUUGAGUAAGCGUGCUGCGUCCUCCAUCACCCGUCAGGGCGUUCGUGUUGGCGCCGACAACGCUGUGCUCAUCGUGCCGCUGACGAAAACGGAUGAAGAAGAGCAACAGGAGCAACAGCAGCGCAGCAGUGGCAGCAGUGGCGGUGGAGAGGAAGGACGUGGUGUGGACGUGAGCAAUGUUGUUGUGAUGGCAGUGCCUGCACCACCCGCUGCGACUGUAUGCUGUUUGGCAUGGGAGGGCGACUACUUGUGUGCCGGUAGCGACCAAGGCGCCAUCAGCGUCACCACGUUCGUCUCCAUGUAGCACUGUUGUUCGUGUUGAGUUAUUGUGUUGGUGUUGUUGCUGUGUGCGUUGUGUGUUGUGUUUGUCUGACUGUCUGACUGUCCGUCUGCUUGUGAGGCACUUCCCUCGUCACUUCAGCUCCACACACACACACACACACACACACACACACACACACACACACACACACACACACACACACAUGACUUGCGAUGUUGGAUCGUUCUCUGGUUGAUUAAACACAUAGACGCACGC